Molecule: messenger RNA, 900 nt
Organism: Rubroshorea leprosula
Lineage: Eukaryota; Viridiplantae; Streptophyta; Magnoliopsida; Malvales; Dipterocarpaceae
Source: the annotation of a GenBank genome assembly
AGAAUCUAGUUGAAGUUAGGUUCUCCUGCUUCACCGAAGAGAGUACUUAUCCGACAAAGUUCCUAGUUAAGAUAAACAUUUGCAGUAUCCUUGAUCAUGUCAAGCCCUUAACAGAACAUGCCCAAGAAGCUCUCUUGUUCAAAGAUAAUGGAAUGUCAAAGCAUGGGUUGUUCAAGCAAAUCGUGGGUGAUCUCUCUUUCAGCGACUCGUCUCUCCUUGCUAAGCUCUUGGAUUCUUGAGUCCAAUCAAAGUCUCUCCUUGACGUCCGUCGCGUUCAUGCGAGGAUCACUAAGACUUCUUUUGCCUCAGAGAUAUUUAUCAAAAACAGGCUCGUUGAUUCCUAUGGAAACUGUGGCUCGUUGGAGGAUGUCCGCAGGGUGUUCGAUAGAAUGUCUGAAAGAAACAUUUUCUCUUGGAACUCCAUCUUAAACUGAGAAUGAGGGACCGAUGUUUGCAGCAGCAAGCGACACAUUGUGGGAAGAUGGUGCAGCCUGUGGAAAGAAGUACAAGGUCAAGUGCAUGAGUGGUGUUAGAGCAAAGGUAUCCCGAACCGUUGUAGAGAGAAAAAGGAGGUUGUGGUGACCGUCAUUGAUUACUGCCCCUCCUUCAAGUUGCCAUGGAACCAUUGACUUAUCUCAAGGAGCCUUCAGCUCCAUUGCAGACUCUAGAGCUGGAAAGAUUAACGUAGAUUUCCAUCAAAUGUGAGCAUAUUUAUCAUAUAUGCAUAUACGCAAUUUUCUUUCUAUAUUUCUUAGGUUUAUAUCAAGGAUUAAGGAUCCACUGCUGUUCUUUGAUUCGGCAUAUAUGUUUUAUUGUAUUUUAGAAUUUCAAUUAGAGUCCACUUACUUUAAUUGUUGUAAUGGUCUUAAUAUAUACAUUUAAUAUAUUUGAUUUUGAGUU